This is a messenger RNA of Gallus gallus (chicken), 4102 nucleotides long. It is a transcript of the gene ACPP, whose product is annotated as acid phosphatase, prostate. Bases 86 to 1351 code for a protein of 421 amino acids. Gene Ontology annotation, cellular component: plasma membrane; lysosome. Lineage: Eukaryota; Metazoa; Chordata; Aves; Galliformes; Phasianidae. Gene Ontology annotation, biological process: lysosome organization; dephosphorylation. The transcript is spliced from 11 exons. Gene Ontology annotation, molecular function: acid phosphatase activity. The record is from RefSeq and is a predicted model, not a curated record.
CCCUUUUGAAGUCCAGCCUCCCAUCCUGGCUGUUCAGCCCGAGCAGCUGCAGCAGCUCCAGGUACUUUUUUCAUCUGCUGCCAGGAUGGGAGUGAUACGGCUGGCCAACCUAUCUCGGAUUCUAUGUUUUGCUUUUCAUGUUACCUUCAUUCAGCUUCAGCCGGCAACUGCAGAAAAAGAACUGAAGUUUGUGGUUGCAGUUUUCCGACAUGGUGACCGAUCACCUGUUGUAAGCUUUCCAACCGAUUUACACAAAGAAAGUGAAUGGCCCCAAGGAUUUGGACAACUUACCAAGACUGGAAUACAGCAGCUCUUUGAACUCGGACAGUACACAAGGAAAAGAUAUUCCAGCUUUUUGAACAGCACAUACAACCGGAAAGAGUUCUAUAUUCAAAGUACAGAUUACGACCGCACCAUUAUGAGUGCCCAGUCAUACCUUUCUGGCCUCUUUCCACCAACUGGCGGUCAAAUUUGGAACCCUGAGCUCCUCUGGCAACCAAUUCCUGUUCAUGUUGUGACAAAAUCAACAGAUCGGAAGCUGCAUUUUCCUCUGCGUGACUGUCCUCGUUUUGAUGAACUUCAGAAUGAAACCCAAACAUCUAGUGAAUUUCAAAGUAGAAUACAACCAUACAUGGAUUUUUUACAAACAAUGGCAGUUGACACAGGACUUGAACUAAACCACCUUAAAAUACUGGACAAUUUCCAGCUCUGGAAUACAUAUGAUACACUGUACUGUGAGAGUAUUCACAAUUACUCUCUACCGGUAUGGGCCACCAAAGAUACAGUGGACAAGAUGGAAAAACUGGCAGAAUUGGCCUUAUUAUCACUAUUUGGAGUUUAUAAAACAAAAGAGAAAUCACGACUACAAGGAGGUGUCCUUGUGAAUAUAAUUUUAAAUAGUAUUAAGCAAGCUGCCAAUUCUUCAAAAGAAAGAAAAAUGGAGGUCUACUCUGCACAUGACACCACAAUUGGGGCCAUCCAGAUUGCUCUCAAUAUUUUCAAUGGAAAACUGCCACCAUAUGCUGCUUGCCAGUUUUUUGAACUCUACCGAGAUAACAGUGGGCGGUAUAGCAUUGAAAUGCAUUAUCGGAAUGACUCUUCGGUGGAUCCUUACUUACUCACUCUGCCAGGAUGCACCUCUUCUUGCCCACUUGAGAAGUUCGCUGAAUUAGUUUCUCCUAUAAUUACUGAAAACUGGUCAAAAGAAUGUGGGAAUAAAGACAAAAUGAAAGAUAUCUAUAUUGGAUUUGAUGUUGCUGUUGGCUUGUUGUUCAUUUUUAACCUUGUUCUACUCUAUCUCCUUUAUCACUAUGGACGCUGCAGGCGCAGAAACAAUUACCAAGACAUUUAAAAGAGAGGUGAAGAAAUAAAAGCGAGCAGCUAGACAUCAGGCAAUUCUUUAAAUUGCUCUGGCUUGUAUCCAUCAGUUUGCUUUGGCCAAAUACAUCUCCGAAGCACAUUCAACAAACUUGAAGAGCUGAGGUAUCAGUGGCCUCAGUCCUAAAAGACUGAGUAUCUCCAGUGAGAAACACUGUAGAAAAUUAUUAUUAAGAAUAUACAUUGGUAGGAAGAGAGAAUUACUUCAAUUUCUACCUUUAGGUUUUUCACUACUAUGAAACACUAUUAAGCCAGCCACUAGGGUGAAGGAGUACUAUUGCUUAUGAAUAUUUUUGGCUUUUCUUUGGGGGUGGAGGGGGGGGAAUUGCCCUCUGCUUCUCCCUUAUCCUGCUCAAGGACUCUUUUUUCAAAUAUCACGAACUAUAAUAUCUUUCUUACUUCUUAUAAGCAACUAUUUUGACGAUGCAUAGGAAAAUGUUUUCAGUGAGCAGAAGCUGCAAUUACUUUGUGAAAAAUAUUCACACCAGCACUUGGACAUACUGUUUUUUGCAUUUAUUCAUGCAAAUCCAUGCAUGGGUUUUCAGCUUGGUCUCCAGCUGAUAAAAGCCUGCUUCCUGUUUCUAAAGGAGUUAUACUACUACAGCUCUCACAGAAAUCUGUAGAAAUCUGGGGGGACUGUCACAAAAAAACAAGCAUCAAGCAAGAAGCUUAGUGCAACAGGGUCUUUGUCAGCAUCCACAGAUUCACUAAUACAGAUAAGUAAAUACAUUGAAAUCUAUUUUCUGUGACAACGUUCCCUUCCUAUUUUUCUGAGCUCCCAUUUAUGGAUGACACUUUGCCCUACACCUCUGAUGGAUCUAUAUCCUGUCCUGCUUUAGGACACUGAUAUAAUCUUAGUUCUUUCAGCCAUGCAUCUCCAGCUAUUGCUUUUCUCAUUAUUUUAUUUACAACUUCUUGUCCUGCUCAAAAUCCCUUAAGUUAGCAAUAUAUGCACUGGAAGAAAGAAGACAAUUCUGCUUAUUGUAUAUUGAUCUCUUAUGUGAAAUAUAUUUUAUUUGUUUAGAUUGUCAGCUCCUAAUGGUAGGAAAUCUGUUACCAUAAUUGCUCUCUAGUAUCAUAAACUUCUGUUAUAAGCACUGAUAAUCAAGAUUUUCAUCUUGCAGUCCUGCAGACUAUACUGUGCAUUACACUACCAUGAAGAAGCCUUUUAAAAAUUCAAGACAUAGAGACAAGUGCCAACAGCAAGUUCAUCCUGACAGAAACAGUAAACAAUUGUGUGCUCAAGUUGAUGAGUUUCACUGAGGUGUAGAAGUCUAGAAAAAGCUGAGAGAUGGAGCUGCUUAGGUCACAUAUAGAAUCACGUCUAUGUUGAUGCACUGUUUCUGGACUGACUUUAGCACACAUCUGUGUGCUGCAAUUUGGAGCACAGAAAAUUGGGUCAACUACCACAGAUCUACAGAAACUUACCCUCAGUAUUACAUCAACAGACAUAUUUAAAAUGUGAUUUAAUUAGAUGUAUGGAUAUUAAAUAGCAUAAAUCAAGCAAAAUUACAAAGACUUGUGGGAAUAUAGGGCUUUCCAAGCAGCACUGUUUUUUUUCCUGCUGAGGUAUUCACCUUUUGAAGAAAUAUUUCCCACUUAGUAAAAAGCUUUUACUACCACCCCUGACAUUUCCAUUUCAUCUAUUUUAGGAAAAAGUAAUAAUCAAGCGAUGGGUUUGAUUCCUACAUGGUAAAGAUCUUUUGUUGUAUAACAACUCAGGGUACAGUUAUCAAAAAGAAAAAAAGAAAAAGAAGAAAAAAGGCUAUCUGUAAAUCAGAUGUUUUGUAUGUACAAGCUUCAGAUUUUAACUGGCUGUUCUGAUCCUCGGUGCAAAAAGUGCUUAUAUUGUAAUCAGAAGUGUUAGAGCAGCUCUCCAAAACAAGCCUGAGCUGGUUUGUUAGCAGCGGACUCACAGUAUGGCGGAGCUCAGCUCAAAAUGCAAAACUGAUCCUGGCUGCUGAAUUUGUAUUCUCAGUGACUACCAGAUGCUGAGCUCUAUUACCAUGACCACAGAGCUACUGACACCCACUUAAGGACAGACUGGCUAUUUUUACGGGAAACAGUCAGAUCCUUGACAAAUGAAGAUAUAACAUUGACUGAUAAACUGCAGCAAGAACUGUUUUCAAGUGAUCGCACCGUCAGUCAGUUGCACUCUACACGAAGCAGACUGGAGAAUGUUUUUCUGGCACUGACUCUUAGAAAAAGAAGCACAUCCAGGUAGAUAGUAAAAUAUGAAGUGUAUGAGACAUAUUUGUCAUUGAUGCUACUCAAGCAUAAGCACAUAAGAUAUUUCAAAGGAUUUUAAGAGAUGAGGUAAUUCCAGUCGCAGCAGAUGCUGUCAGAAUUUUACUGUAGGAACACCUGCUUUAUUAACAAAAAGCCAUACCUGGAAAUGCCUGUCUACUUUUAGAAAGAAUCCAGUGAACACAAGUUACACAGAAUGUAACAAAUAGAUUCAGGUGUAAUUUCAGGAUUAAUGAAGUUACAAUAAUGAUGCAAUACAUUAGUAGUCUAGGUCCCAAAUCUCAUUUUUAGUAAAGAACCUUUGCCUUGGUCGAAGCCAGGUGGAGUAAAAGGUUGCAUUAGACAAGCUCAUGGCUUUUUGUCAUUUUUUGAGCUACAUUUACAAUUUGCUCAGCAGAAUCUGUUGACUGUGAUUAGAAAAUAAAGCAAUUGCUCCAAACAAUUUGUAGCACUGAAAUAAAGUAUGUUAAAGAAAUGA